CUCUACUUCUAUUCUUCGUUUUGGAAUUCGCUGUCCUGUCUUCUGCAGCAACCAUGUCGGAGACCCCUCCAGUCGCUCAAGCUUCUUCCGCGGCUCCAGAGAAGCCUGCGGCUGCAAAGAAAACUAAGAAGCCCGCGAAGGCAGCGGCACCUCGUAAGAAGCCCGCUGGGCCCUCGGUGUCCGAGCUCAUUGUGCAGGCUGUCUCCUCUUCCAAGGAGCGCAGCGGCGUGUCCCUGGCCGCGCUCAAGAAGUCUCUGGCGGCCGCCGGCUACGAUGUGGAGAAGAACAACAGCCGCAUCAAGCUGGGGCUCAAGAGCCUGGUGAGCAAGGGCACCCUGGUGCAGACCAAGGGCACCGGCGCCUCCGGCUCCUUCAAGCUCAACAAGAAGGCAGAGGCGAAGUCUAGCACCACUAAGGUGUCAGUGAAGGCGAAGGCAUCGGGGGCGUCGAAAAAACCCAAGAAGACCGCUGGGGCUGCAGCCAAGAAGACUGUGAAGACACCGAAGAAGCCCAAGAAGCCUGCCGUCUCGAAGAAGCCUUCCAAGAGCCCAAAAAAGCCGAAGGUGGUGAAGCCCAAGAAGGUAGCCAAAAGCCCCGCCAAAGCGAAGGCGGUGAAGCCCAAGGCUGCCAAGGCGAAGGUGACAAAGCCGAAGACCGCAGCUAAGCCCAAGAAGCCGGCGCCCAAGAAGAAGUGAACAGUUCGGUUGGAGGCUUUUUUCCAGUAACCCAACGGCUCUUUUCAGAGCCACCUACAUAACUCAAAGAGCUUGGCACUCAUCUCACUUUUAUUUGGUACAAGCCAUGUUUAGUUUCGAGUAGACAUUGUAUGUGGCAGCUGGGGGCUUUUCCCCACCAAACCUAUCAGUGACAGGCUAUGGUUGGUCUGUCUAGCUCUGACUACACUUUACUGCAUAGUUAAGUAACAUUCCCAAGUAACUGAAAAUAACCUUAGCUGGGUGGAGUUAAAAGACGAAAUGGUAGCCCAGGGAGGAACUGCUCUGUUUCCAGGUGUGGUCGAUAAGUUAACCUUCCUGAUGGUGUGUUAGUACGGUUGGCACGCACUUCUCCAAGGUAAGUCCCCUGUGCUGCCAACAUGAGGCUGGGAACGCAGGUCCUCAAGGUGGGUGAUGUGUGCUGUAGCACUGAGGAAAUGGGACAUGGUCCGGACUAGAUUAAGAACAAUUGGGUUUUUUUCAAGCCUCAGAAGGUUGGGUUCUUUACAGGAACGCUGAGCGCUUGGAAGUUUGAUUUUGUGAGGGAAUGCUUGGUUCUUGAGCUCUUAGGGCAGAGUUGUUCCUUCUAUGUAGUACUGGAAAUGUCACUGGCAGGUCUUUAAGCCUGCCAUAGAUUUUGCUACCCAUUUGUGAUCUUGAACUGAGUCAGCUGCCUCCCAGGUACCCUUCUCUCCUCCCCAAGUCUUUGACUGGACUCCCCUACUCAAUCCUUUGAGUUCAGUUUUAAAAAAAAUAACUAUUGAUGUGGAUUGUUUGUACAUUUGUGCCUGGGGAUUAGAGAACAACUUGAAAUUGGUUCUGUUCCACAAAUUUGGGUUCAGGGGAUUAGCGCAAAUCAUCAGGCUUGGUGGCAAGUGCCUUUUACCAUCUGAGCCAUCUUUCCAACUCUGAACUUAGCUUUUUGGAUUUAUUUUGUUUUUGUUCUUUUCCUUUUUUUUUUUUUUUGCACUUGGCCCUAAACAAUAAUUGCUUUGUCUUUCAGUUAGGGUUAAUAUAGUGAAAAGUGACAUAUGCACACUUGGGUGUCUUGUUUUUCUUCAACAACAUUUUAGAAAAUCAAUUAGUAAGGUCACAGACCUUUUAUCUCAAGCACAUGGGAAGCUGAAGAUAAAGGAUCCUGAAUUCAGGGCAGCCUAGGCUACAAAGCCAGAGGCUGCCUUAAAACAAGUUAAGGGAGGAUUUGGUUGGGUGUGUUUGUCUUGUUUUUAACCAAAAAAAGUCUUUCACGUGAAGUAUUCUGAUCUAUCCAUUUGUUAAUAUGUUGGUAAACACUAAACUGAACAUGAUGCAACAAAUAGGAUUCCAUACUUCUAAUUAUAAAGUAUAUUUUACAUUUUUAGUAAAAGAACAUCUCAGCUUCCAGAAGAGUGUCAUUUUCCACUUCCCUUCCUCUGUGUGGGCUCAUUAAUUUCUGCAGAGUCUAAAGGAUGUAGAAUAAUUUCAGUUAUCUUAACUCAAACUAUCUUGAUCACUAGCAUCUACUUUGUUGGCUAUUUUAAUAUUCCAUCUGGGAAUUUCUUGCUUGUAUUUCUUGCUCAUUUUUUUUCCCAGUGGUCUCUCUUUUUGUUCCAUUAUGGUUUUGUUUGCUUGCUUGUUUUAGAUGUAUGCUUAUUUUUAUGUUAGUGUUUUUCUCACAUGUAUGUGUGUGUACUGUACAUGCCCUGGAAGUAGAGUUAACAGAUGAUUAUGAGCCACCAUGUGGGUAUGGGGAACAAACCACCAAGAGGUUGUUCUCUACAAGAACAAGUGUUCUUAACCACUGAGCCAUCUCUACCCUUGCAUCUAUUAUAUUUUUUAGUAUAGUAGAAAAUUUUUUUUCACCAUCAGCAUUGCACAGUGUUCUAUCUUUGAUCUUCUUUAUUUUCUGUGGCAUUUUUUAAAUUUUCAUAUUAAAUUUAAUGUUUUGAA
Mesocricetus auratus (golden hamster) is the source of this 2642-nucleotide messenger RNA. RefSeq names its product H1.1 linker histone, cluster member (gene H1-1). NCBI's taxonomy places the organism in Eukaryota, Metazoa, Chordata, Mammalia, Rodentia, Cricetidae. The transcript has a single exon. Gene Ontology annotation, biological process: nucleosome assembly. The coding region runs from base 54 to 695 and encodes 213 amino acids. Gene Ontology annotation, molecular function: structural constituent of chromatin; DNA binding. The record is from RefSeq and is a predicted model, not a curated record. Gene Ontology annotation, cellular component: nucleosome.